Molecule: messenger RNA, 6065 nt
Organism: Larimichthys crocea (large yellow croaker)
Lineage: Eukaryota; Metazoa; Chordata; Actinopteri; Sciaenidae
Gene: zfc3h1
Product: zinc finger C3H1-type containing
Exons: 34
Coding region: 4-5982 (1992 amino acids)
Biological process (GO): RNA processing
Cellular component (GO): exosome (RNase complex); nucleus
Molecular function (GO): protein binding
Source: RefSeq, a predicted model, not a curated record
AACAUGCUGCCACACAUGGGCCACCCGCCGCCUGACUUCCGCCACAUGAUGCCAUACAACCGCGGGCCUCACGGGCACGGCCCGUUCCUCCCGGGCCACAGGCAGCAGUGCGGGCCGAGCGGGCCUGACCGGCCUCCUGCCCCCUCUCCUCCGCCGCUGCUGCCGCUGCCACCGCCGCCGGGGCUCGGUCCUCACGGCGAGCCGAGCCCGCGGACCAGCUUCUGGGAGCGGAGCCACGGCGCUCUGGGCCGGUUCAGACACAGGGCCAUGCCGAACGGUGGACGCGGGAAUUGGAACCGAGGCAGCAGGGGAGGAGGGAACAGCAGAGGCCCCCCAGGUCGUUACGGGCCCGGAGAGAGUCACGGUAACAAGAAGGAGUCCCCCUCGAGGAAACAGAAGAUGCAGGCGAGGAACGCGGUGAGGAAACCGGCUCACAGUGUUUCCAAACCAGAGACCAGUGUUGACGAGUCCUUCGAGGACUUACUGUCCAAGUAUAAGCAGAUCCAGCUGGAGCUGGAGUGCAUCCGCAAAGAGGAGACAAUGGCUCUGGAGCCCAAAGUGUCCCCCGCCAGACCCCAGACCCCAGACAACACUGCCAGUAUUACAGAGACCAAACCAGUACCAGAACCGGCUCUGAGUCCAGAGGACACGGCCGAGCUGGAGAUGACCGAGAAGAAAGUGUUCCAGGCGUUCAACAUCAAACCUCUCCGCCAGAAACUGCAGACCCCCGUCAACCUGGACGUACUGAAGAGGAAGUGGGCCGAGCAGGAUCACGGAGAGGACGGCGAGAAGGAGGGAGAAGAAGAAGAAAGACCAGAUGGAGCAGAACCAGAACCCAAAGCUGAAGAAGAGUCGGAGGAGGUGAAGAAGACGUGUUCGAGCUGCAGCGACGAAACCAAAGACGAGAAAACGUCAAAGACGUGUUCGUGCCGCAGAGAGUCGUCAGCGUCCAGCGAGGACUCCGUCGUGUCACCUGACAAGCCGGCUGUGAAGGUGGAGGAAGAGGAGCUGUCAGAGCUGCAGCUCCGCCUCCUCGCACUGCAAUCGGCCAGUAAGAAGUGGCAGCAGAAGGAGCAGCAGGUGAUGAAGAAGAGCAAAGACCGGAUCACUAAAGUGGUCCAGGAGAAGAGUUCUGGUUCUGGAGCUGCUACACCCAGCAGGCAGAGAGUCACCACCAGGUCCGCUUCCUCUGCUGCCGCUGCAGCGGCUGCAGCUGCUGCGGCCGCUGCAGCCGCUGACAGGAACAGAACUAGGUCCAAACCUCUGGAGAGGGACCGGGACAGAACCAAGACCGGGCCCAGACCUCCAGACAGAGACCGAGAGAGGCCCAAUCCUAAACCAGGUCCCAGAGCUCCGGGGAAACCUCACAUGGCCAAGAAGAUGAUCAGUCCAGGCUCGGCGGCGAAGCAGGCGUUCAGGAAGCAGCAGCUGAGGACGUGGAAGCUGCAGCAGCAGAGAGAGCAGGAAGAGAAACGCCGACAGGAAGAGGAAGAGCGACGCAAACGAGAGGACGAGAUCCGAAGAAUCCGCGACCUAUCCAACCAGGACGAGCAGUACAACCGCUUCAUGAAGCUAGUGGGAGGGAAGACCCGGACCCGCAGUAAGUCCAGAGAUCGAGAACACAGGAAGUCUGCUGGUAAACCGGGCCUGGACGCCUCAGGGAACCUCUACCAGUACGACAACUACGACGAGGUGGCGAUGGACACGGACAGCGAGACGGGUUCACCAGUCCCAUCGCCAACACACCAGCUGACUGCAGACGAUCCGGGAUGUUUCCCACAGGUGUCUCUGUACCUGAGCGACCCUCAUCAGUUUGGAAUGGACCUCUCCCAGCCGUUCCUCUCCACCAUGCUGCCCGGUGUUCCUCCCCCGCCUCCACCUCUCCCCCCUCCACCAGAUGAGUUGGAGCCUCCUCCCAAACCACCAUUCGCUGAUGAGGAAGAGGAGGAAGAGAUGCUGCUCCGGGAGACGUGUCUGAUGUCGAUGGCCAACAAGAGAGUGAUAACUGAGGAGAAGACCUCCAGCGGUCCUCCUCCUGCAGGACUUCAUCCGCCAACCAGAGGAAACCUGAGCACCGUCAGCCUGAACACAGUGUCUCAGACUAGAACCAACAAGUUCACCAGAGGACACCACAGUCCCAGAGCGCCAUUGGUGCUGCCCCGACACAAGUCUGUGGUAGUUUCUCUGAAUGACUCAGAUGACAGUGACUCCGACAUGGACACCUGCAGCUCCACACAGGCAGCGUUUGGAGGACUGGAGUUCAUGAUCAAGGAGGCCCGGAGGACUGUGGAGGCAGCGAAGCCGAAAGCAGUGUCUGGAUCUGAGAAGGAGAACAACCCGGUCAGAACUCCAGAGGCUUUACCUGAAGCCAAAAAGGCAGAGUACCGUCUGCUCAAAGAGGAAAUCGCCAGCAGGGAGAAACAGAAGAUGAUAAAGGAUCACGGACUGACCACCUGGAGCUCCGCCGCACCUGCAGUCCACGAUUCCUUGACGGACUCAACCGCAAAGUCUGCUGCAGAGCUGAAAGUGACCGAAGCAGAGCAGAGACUCAACAAACACAGGGAGCUGCUGCAGAGGGACGAGGCCGUCCUCAGACACCUGCUGCAGCAGGAGCUGAAGAAGAGGGAGUCCCUGAAGGCUGCUGAGGGGAAGGUAGCCAAACUGAGAGAGCAGCUGCAGGCGUCUGAGAAGAUCGUUGGCGCCAACAAGACACUGCUCAAGAAGCUGCAGGAGCAGGUGCAUCGGGUUGAACAUCGAGUGUCCAUAAAGAAGAGCGUGGCCGCCCGGUUGGAGCAGGACCUGACUCAGGCUCAGCUUACGGCCGGUAGAGCACCUAAACGCCGAACAGAUUCCACCCAGAUUCUGCCUAGUAAGGUGCAGCGGGUGGACGGACCUCCUCGUGGAUCGGACCGUCACUUUUCCGAACUCAUCGCACAGAAGCAGCGGCUGCAGCAGCUGGAAUCUGAGUACGCCAUGAAGAUCCAGAAGCUGAAGGAGGCUCAGGCUUUACGGAACAAAGGAGUCCCAUCAGACCCGCCCCCUGAGCUGCCGGUUCGAGCCUUCACCCCUCUGGACCCUCAGAGCCAGCUCCCACCUCCCACUACCUCCUUCCCCCUGCCCCAGCCCUCCCUGCACGACCUCACACAGGACAAACUCACCCUGGACAGUGGAGAUCUGCCAGAGGCCGACGAUUAUGAAUCAGAACCUGUGCCCAGUGCUGCCACUAAAGGAGGCCGCCGUCAGUCCAGCUGCUCCUUCACCAAACCCAACUUGGAGCAGCCGAGCUCCACUCCGACCAAAGACAACAGCACCGCCAAACCUGCCAAGACUUCCACCAGCUCCAAGCCACCUGCAGAGAUGUUUGCAGGUCUGGAUGUAGACACUCUGAAGCUGAGAUACCAGCAGCAGGCCGGGCUGGGAGAGGUGUUGCUCAGGGAGCUACACCGAGUGGGCCAAGAUCUAGAUGAUCCUCCGGCUGCAAAGCUGGUUUCAGUCGAGGUGGACACAACCACAAGCCAAUCUGGGAGCUCAGAGCUGAAACCGGUUCCUUUUGGGUCAUAUCAUAGCCCUCUGCUGGUCUUCAGGUCGUACAGGUUCAGUCCGUAUUACCGGACCAAGGAGAAGUUAUCGCUGAGCUCUGUGACAUACAGCAACACCAUCGAGCCGUCAAAGUGCUUCUGUCGCUUCGACCUCACAGGAACCUGCAAUGACGACGACUGCAGAUGGCAGCACAUGAGGAACUGCACUUUGAGUGGGAACAAGCUGUUCCAGGACAUCCUGUCGUACAGCCUGCCUCUGAUUGGCUGUUGUGAGAGCAGCUCGGACGAGGACGUUGGUGCUGCCACAGAGAAGUACAUGAAAAAGCUGUUUGGAACCAACAAAGACCGGAUGGGUGUCGACCAGAAGGCUGUCCUCCUCGUCAGCAAAGUGAACGAAAGCAAGCGACACGUCCCUCCCUUCACCACCUGUAAAGACACGAGGAGGUGGAGACCGAAGCCAUCAGCACAGAGUAGCUGGACUCCAGAGGACGACGUUGAGGAUGAGGCUGCAGCUGGAAACACGCCAGCAGGGAGACACGAUGACUGCUCCAGGAUCAGCCUGUCCGCUCUGGAUGUCUGCGUCACUUCAGACGACAAACGCUACUUUGUCAGCGAGACAGACGACAUAUCAAACCUGGAGUCCAGUGUCCUGGAGAGCCCACGAGACACCCAGCUUUGGAUCAAACUUGCCUUCAAGUACCUGAAUCAGAACGAGACGUCUGCAGCUGAGUGUUUGGAAGCUGCCCUAAACACAUUGUCUCGUGCUCUGGAGACCAACUGUGACAACCCGGAGGUAUGGAGCCACUACCUGGCCUUGUUUUCCAGGCGAGGCAGUCGCGAGGAGGUCCAGGAGAUGUGUGAGAUGGCUGUGGAACACGCGCCGGACUACCGUGUGUGGUGGAACUAUCUGAACCUGGAGGUGUCGUUUGAGGGGAAGGACUACGUUUGUGAUCGGGUUCUGCAGUUCCUUGUCACUGAGGCGUCUCCUGGAGUCUCAGACAAACUGUCCUUCCAGCUGAUGGAGGUUCUGCUCUACAGGGUCCACCUGAACCUGUUCUCUGGUAGGAUGGAGAGUGCUCUCGCUUUUCUACAGAAUGCCUUGAAAUCCGCCCACGACAGGAGCAUAGCAGACCACCUGACCUCCAGAGACCGGGCCCUGCUCUGGCUCUCUUACAUCCACUUGACGGAGUUCGACCGACUGCCCUCCAACCUGUACGACCCGGCCGAGUCCGGUCCGUCCAGACUGGUCAGCAGAGAGUCCUUCCUGCUGCCCUGGAGGACGGCACAGGACAUCAGCACACCGCCCGACAUCCUCAUCGCUCUCUUCCAAGACGCCAUCCUUCAGUGCAGUGAUGAGUCGGUGUCUCAGACUGAGAGGACGCUCGCCUGCCUGCCUCUGCACACAAACCUCAUCCUCCUCAACAAACUGUUGGACAGGUUCGAUGAGGGUGUCCGUCUCUGCGAGUCUCUGCUGGAGUUCUGUCCGGACUCGUGCGUUCUGAGGGAUGCUCUGGCCGACCUCCACCUCAGGAGAGGAGACGGUGAUCAGGCAGUCAGCAUGUGGCUGCACGCUCUGGCCGAGUGUACCAACAAUGCCAAGGUCUUCUACCACUCCUGCAAGUUCCUCAUGGCCCAGGAGAAGUCGAGCGCCAUCGCUCCUCUGUUCAGAGGAUUCAUCCUGAGUCUGUGUGAGGACGAGCAGAGUGGGAAAAAACCUGUCGACGUCCUCAGACACAUCCUCGGGUUUCCCACAGAGGAGAUCCUUAGAGGUCCAAUUGUCAAGGAGCUUCAGGAUCAGCUGAGUCAGCAGAUGUCUUACCUUCACCUGAUCCACUGUCGUUGGCAGUGGCUGCACGGUUCUGUGGAGGAGACGGUGGACGCCUUUGAGAGAGCGCUGGGAUCUGCUAUGCAGCUGGAAGAACUUCACAAACUGUGGAUGGAUUACCUGUCGUUCAGCAGCAGUCAGCUGACCCGUCGUCCAUCCAGCAGUCAGUCCAAACUCUUCUCGGAUCUGGUCCAGCGCUGUCUGAGCACCGUCCCAUCUCGACUCCAGGUUCCCUUCAACCCAGCCGAGUUCUGGAGCUGUUACCGCUACCACAACCAGGUGGUCACUCUGUACCUGAGCUGUCUGCCACCGUCCCAGCAUGCACUAGUCCUGGAAAGGCUGAGACACGCCAUGCCCAACAACACGGAGCUGGGUCUGAGGUUGCUGCAUCAGGAGUGGCGUGACGGGAACAUGGAGCAGCUUCGGUUCCAGGCCCGGAUGUUGAUCAGCACGUCUUCAAAGUGUCUGUCCAGCUGGAACAUAACGAUCGCUGUAGAGAGCGAGCUGAAGGAGCGAGGCGAGGUGCGACUCCUCUAUCAGCAGGCGCUGCAGAACCUUCCUCUGUGUGCCGCCCUGUGGAAACAUGUAAUUUACCUCUUUUGUCCUCAACACGCAUGACACGCAUCAUCAACACCAACACGCAUCAACACGCAACACCAACAUGCAUCAUCAACACCAACACGCAUCAUCAACAUCAACAC